AUGACACUUUCCACUUUUGUGCCUGCUCUUUCUCUUUUUAGUCCUUGGAUAGCUAACGUGCAUGCUUUAAGACCCACGCCCCCUCUCCACCAGCUGGAUUCUAGUCAUAUUCCAGAGAGUUAUCACAAACAACGCAUCUUAAACUAUAUCAAUAAUAUCAAUCCCGCUCACUGGCCUGAAAUUGACAUAACAACCCCUUCGUCUUCUCCUUCAUUCCCACUCACGAAUAUGGGUCGCCCAAUGACUUCCACAGUCGCCACCAAAACGAGGAACCUCACUUAUGCGGAUGGAGUUGCAUAUGGAGAAGCCCUCUUACGCCGUAAUAUUAGCCUCGAGCAGGAAAUCCCUCCGUCAUACGCGGAACGCAAACCAGACUACGAGUUACCCUCUACGUUGACAGCACCCACAGAAGUCAAAUAUUCUCUUGAACAUGCACACUUGAAUAGGAAUCGUGCUGUCGGUCUGGCUGCUUUUAGCUUAUCUAUGCCAUUCUUUGUCACUGAAUGGCUCAUUCAUAUGUCGGAGUUGAACUAUCACGUAUCAAUGCAUUUCAAAACCGAGCCUCUUGAAACGCGACAGACAGUACUACGACCUCUCAGUAUACCAGACCCGGACAUCAUCAUUGGCUAUAAGUGGAAUUCGAUACGUGGAGAUUAUAGACUUGCUUUCAACAUCUUGCCAGACAGUCUCAAGUUCGCGUUCCCUAUAGCCGGGGAUGCAAAUUUUGCUCUUCCCUUCUUUUCCAUCGAGAUGAGAAUCGACGCAGAGCAAGGCCCUCGCCGGAACCUCCACAUGGCCGCCUUAAUGCUCAGAGCUCUGCGAAAUCUCUACCAAAAGGCCUGCGGAAAAAACGACGAAGCCGACAAGUUCGACGGGAAGGUACGAGUACUUACGGCUACGAUCAAUCGCAGCGAAGUGAACGUUUUCGGACACUGGACGAGCAGCCGCCCAGGAGAUCCGAACGUUACUUACGAGCACUUUCUUAUUAGAAGGUGGUGCUUAAAAGAAAUGGAAGAGUUAUAUGCGGCACGACAUGGUUUAGAGACGCUCUGCAAGUGGAUGAUGAACGAAAACCGCAAGUGGAUUGUUUCUGGCUUACAAGAAGUGGCCAAGACUUGA
Aspergillus niger is the source of this 1119-nucleotide messenger RNA. RefSeq lists its product as hypothetical. The record is from RefSeq and is a predicted model, not a curated record. Lineage: Eukaryota; Fungi; Ascomycota; Eurotiomycetes; Eurotiales; Aspergillaceae. The coding region runs from base 1 to 1119 and encodes 372 amino acids. The transcript has a single exon.